Emericellopsis atlantica is the source of this 288-nucleotide messenger RNA. Its product is annotated as acylphosphatase. NCBI's taxonomy places the organism in Eukaryota, Fungi, Ascomycota, Sordariomycetes, Hypocreales, Bionectriaceae. Bases 1 to 288 code for a protein of 95 amino acids. Gene Ontology annotation, molecular function: acylphosphatase activity. The record is from RefSeq and is a predicted model, not a curated record. The transcript is spliced from 5 exons.
AUGGCCAACAAUCUAGAACGUGUAGGCUUCGUGGCCCAUGGAGGCAAAGUCCAGGGUGUUGGAUUUCGAUACUUCACCAGAGAACGCGCUCAGGAAUAUGGCAUCACAGGGUGGUGUAGAAACACCACGGACAACAAGGUGGAAGGUGAAGCUCAGGGCCAGAGGGACACACUCGACAAGUUGCUGAAAGACAUCGACCAAGGUCCGCGCGGUGCCAAGGUUGUUGAUGUGACGACGGAGAGGAAGGAUGUCAUUGAGGGAGAAUCUGUCUUUGAAGUCCGCCGCUGA